GAAGAUGCCAAACGACCCGAGUGCAUCUGCCAGCACAACUCUGACUCGUUUUCCCAGGUCGUUAAUCAUUCAUCCGUGCCCAAUGCUCGCGCAGAAUAAAACGCCUGGCCCCAUGGGUGCCCAAGCGCCACAUUUCAGUGUACGGUGUAUACCCAAGGUACAGAGCCUGGUAGAUCAUGGUCACGACGAUAUCCAGGAAAACAGAGACAUGGCCUCGGCUCUGCGGGCGUCGGGUGCUGAUGUGCAGGCAUGUGCACGCGUUGACGCAGUUCGGUGCCGCUUCUGCCAUCUUGGACUUCCUUAGCGAAUGAUCCCAACGAUAUCAUCUCGAUGCCGUUCAUGGCUGUUCGUAUGGCAGCGGAAGCUCGUCGGAAAAGCAUAAAUACUCGCCACCAUCGUGAGCAAGCCCCAGUUCCUCGUCCUCACCCCAUCGCACGACAGGAUGUUCGCCCGCCUUUGGACAACUGUGUCUGCGGCGCUGCUGCUGCAGGUGUUCUCCGCGAAUGCACGCAUGAUGUCCAAGGUGGACAUGCAGGCGAAGCAGGCCGCCGCUGCGCAACGCCUCGCCACCCUCGCCGCGUCCGGACAGGGUCAAAGCAGCACUGGCGUCAAAAACAUCACGUUCUCCAACCCAAAGGCGUCUGCGUUUUACGUCGACGGCACGAGUAUUCCCGAAGUCAACUUCGACAUCGGCCCCAGCUGGGCAGGUCUUCUGCCGAUUAGCAAUGCUACCAACGAAACGCGCCAGCUCUUCUUCUGGUUCUUCCCGCCUGGCCCCCAAGGAAGCCUGGACGACCUCAUCUUCUGGACAAAUGGUGGCCCCGGAUGCUCCUCGCUUGAAGGCCUCUUGCAAGAAAACGGCCCUUUCAGCUGGAGCUACGGUCAGGCAAUGCCGACGCAGAACCAGUUCAGCUGGACGAACCUCUCCAGCAUCUUGUUCGUCGAGCAGCCUGUCGGGACCGGUUUCUCUCAGGGAACACCCAACAUUCGGAAUGAAGAUGACCUUGCCGAACAAUUCGUUGGCUUCAUGCAGCAAUUCCUUGAAGUCUUUUCCGAGCUCAAGGGAAAGAACUUUUACCUGACGGGAGAAAGCUACGCCGGGAUGUAUGUGCCCUACAUCACGAACUACAUCUAUGAAAAUCCUGGUGUCCUCGAUCUCAAUACCAGGGGCUUCUGGAUCUCGGAUCCUUCGAUUGGUUACGACGUCAUCCAAGAGGAGAUGCCCGCCGUAAACUUCGUCAACAAGUACAAGGGCGUCUUCUCGCUCAACGAAACUUAUAUGGCCCAAAUCCAAUCUCUCGCAGACUCGUGCGGGUACACCAACUACAGCGACACCUUCGUGACCUUCCCGCCAAAGGGCCCGCUCCCGAUCCCCGGCAACAACACCGAGGGCGCCCGUGGCUGCCGGCUGUGGGAGCAGAUCUUCGACGCCGCGCUGCUCGUGAACCCGGCGUUCAAUAUCUAUCGCAUCUUCGACACUUGGCCGAUUCUGUGGGACGUCCUCGGCUUCCCGGGCUCCUUCGAGCAGGUGCAAGUCUCACCGAUCUAUUUCGACCGCACGGAUGUGAAGCAGGCGAUUCACGCGCCGGUGAACGUCACCUGGACCGAGUGCUCGAACAUCAACGUCUUCCCACACGGCGACGGCAGCCCGCCGUCGUUCACCGUACUGCCGAACAUCAUCGAGAAGAGUGAGCGCGCGGUUAUCGUACACGGCCUCGCGGACUACAUCCUCAUCUCGGAGGGCACCCGUGUCGUCAUUCAAAAUAUGACCUGGAACGGCCUGCAGGGCUUCCAGACCCCGAUCGAGGAAGACAGCUUCGUCGUCGACGGCAUGGGCGCGCUCGGCAACAUGCACUCCGAGCGCGGGCUCACGUAUUACGAAGUCGCGCUCAGCGGCCACAUGGUGCCGCAGUUCUCUCCAAGGGCUGCGUUCCAGAUCAUGGAGUUCCUCAUGGGAUUCCGCACCACGCCUUAAAGUUACCGAGUUUCACGAUCUGAGAUUCUCACGGACCACCUCUUUUGUAAGCCUCUGUAAUAAACUUUCACAUUGCC
This is a messenger RNA of Phanerochaete carnosa HHB-10118-sp, 2052 nucleotides long. RefSeq lists its product as uncharacterized. The record is from RefSeq and is a predicted model, not a curated record. Lineage: Eukaryota; Fungi; Basidiomycota; Agaricomycetes; Polyporales; Phanerochaetaceae. The transcript has 15 exons. Gene Ontology annotation, biological process: proteolysis. The coding region runs from base 443 to 1975 and encodes 510 amino acids. Gene Ontology annotation, molecular function: serine-type carboxypeptidase activity.